AUGUCUCAAUCUUCUCUCAGUGUUCUAGUGAAAACGGUCAAGCUUGAUUUGAAGCUAUGGCUUCAAAAUCCCAGUAACGACUCUUCUCUUUCCCUUCUAAUACGUGAACUUAACACAAAACUCCUUGGCCAAGCACAGUUGCCUAAUAUCUUCGAAUCAGAGAUGCAAGAAUUGAUACUAUCAACCUGGAACUCCCAUUCAGCGUCCAAACAGCUUGUGGAUACAAUCCUGGAGUUUAUUCGAACAGUCUCUGAUGCUUUAGUAGAUGAAAUUGGCCCAUUUUCAUCUGGGUACGCUCGUGGAAUCAUUCAAUCUAACCAACUAGUGGUAGACUUCUACUACCAAAUGUUUGGUGAUUCAUUUUGCAACACUAAACCUCCACUAGUCCAACUCGAAAACCAGAAGAUUGGAAGAGAUUUCGUUUGUCUUUUGGAAAGAUACCCAGAACUUCUUAAUAGCUGGUUUCUUCGUCCUCGACUGUUUGUACCUAUGGAUUUCUUCUUAGACAACUUUGAAGUGUUUCCACAUGAGGUGGCUCAAUGCUUCCAUUUCAGUCAGCAAUUUCCUGCUUCAGAAGAUAUGGAUGAAAGGUGUCGAGUCAUGCUUAUGAAAACUGCUUGGAAAAGUGCUGAUGAACAUGAAGUCUUAUCUUCCUACUGGAAGAUUCAAUUCUUCGAAGAGUUGAUGCUGCUAGAGAAUGUACCAAAUCACUACACAGAGUACCUACACCAGUUUCUACUUCUGGUAAAAGAGUGCAAGUCGCUAUUUCGUGUUUGUUUUUGCCUUCUUGAGACUGUUGAUUCUAAGGCGGUAGAAAUGGAGGUGGUUGCGGUUUUGGAACACCGACUACUGCUUUUGUCUCCACAACUGCCCCUAGGAACCAUUGAAGAGUUCGAUUUGUUGGGGAUUAUGACUAACGUGGCCAAAUUGUUCGAUAUCAACAACUACUUUGUGACAAUUAACCUCCUUUACAAGGACGAUAUUUCACUGGAGGAUUUUGAGAGUCUCCAGUUCUUUCAUGAUACGGUGGAACAAUAUUUGUAUAACCUACCCAGAUUUGUUGCCAAAGAAGUGGACUACUACGAGAAGUUGAGAAAUCAAAACGAUGAUGUGAUUCCACAAUCCAUUCAAUUGGAUUACCAAAAGGCUAUUCCACUGUUUUUAUUGAAAAGCUUGAGAAGUUUCUUUCUGAACUCGUGUCUAGUCAACAAGUGUUUGACCAUGUGUAUUUCGGAACUUGUGGUUUUCGAUUUUUUACACAGCAGCUCCGUUUCUGUCGAAAUUUUCUCAUGUUUAAGAGAAGUGAUUGAAAGCUUAGAUAUGGAGGCUUUUCGAAAUUGUCUCUUAGCUGGAAAGGAUGGAAUUGAUUUAAACGAUCCCUACAAUUGGGUAGGGGCCAAACAAAAUAUCGACUUACUCGAGAGAAUUAUUGCCUUCUCUCAUGCUGUGUUAAGAUCUAAGAAAAAGUAUAGAGAAAUGAAUCAACAAGAGAUCUCGUAA
Molecule: messenger RNA, 1500 nt
Organism: Sungouiella intermedia
Lineage: Eukaryota; Fungi; Ascomycota; Pichiomycetes; Serinales; Metschnikowiaceae
Source: the annotation of a GenBank genome assembly